AAUUAAGACUUGAUCAUGGCCAUCAACACGGACACCGACUUCCUCAAGUCCAAUUUAAGUGAAGGUGGAGGAGGCGCUCAGCCCGCGGACCCCCACGAGACGGAGAAACUCCUGGCGCUGACCACCGAGCCCGGAGGAAAUGGGAUGAAGAUGUCCACCUCCUUCACAGUCAACAUGGACAGCGACAGGGGCUUGGAGGCCGACCAGAACGGCCACAGCGUGGCGGUGAGGUCGGGCUCCGCGGGGCAGCUGGGCGCCGCCGCCCCACUCUCCCCGUCCAAGGCCAGUCUGAGCCGCUCCUCCACCGGGAACGCUACGGUCCAGGAGACCCCGAAGCCCCGGGAUUAUCUCAUCCUUGUCAUCGUGUCCUGCUUCUGCCCCGUGUGGCCCGUCAGCAUCGUCGCACUGGUGUACUCCAUUAUGUCCAGAAACAGUCUCCAGGUGGGAGACAUUGAUGGGGCCAGGAGGCUGGGUCGACUUGCUCGUCUGCUCAGUAUCGUCGCCAUCGUCCUGGGCGUUGUCAUCAUUGUAGUCUACUGCUCAGUUGCAGCCGCAAGCCAUUGACAUGGAGGACCUGAGGGGAAAAAAUGAACCGUGAAAGCCAGACCACGGAUGAAACAAGGGGGGAGAAAAGCCCAUUCCAAAACAAAAACACCCCCAACUUUAUGCCAUAUUGUAAUUACAUCAUGACCAACCUCUGAAAGCAAAAAAUAGGCAACUUGAGAGAGUAGGUAUUGCAGCAAGUAAACAAAUAAAAACAUUCAGAGAAAAAAAAACAGAGAUGCAUGCAAUAGAAUCCAGUAACCUUUGCUUGACGAAAUAACAAAGAACCUGAUGUAAAAUUGUGUGGGUUAAAACGGAGGAAAAAAGACUAUACAGACUUGUAUGUGGCCAAAAAGAAACAUAAAAUGUUUGGGUUUUUUGGAAAUAAUGGACUUCUUAACACAACGAGGACGAUCUACGUAUGAGAGUGAACAACGGACGUUUUCUAUG
Molecule: messenger RNA, 993 nt
Organism: Plectropomus leopardus (leopard coralgrouper)
Lineage: Eukaryota; Metazoa; Chordata; Actinopteri; Perciformes; Serranidae
Gene: trarg1a
Product: trafficking regulator of GLUT4 (SLC2A4) 1a
Cellular component (GO): membrane
Source: RefSeq, a predicted model, not a curated record